ACAGAUCAAAGAUGUCAGGACGUGGUAAAGGAGGCAAAGUGAAGGGAAAGGCCAAGAGCCGAUCAUCCCGUGCGGGACUGCAGUUUCCCGUGGGUCGUAUCCACCGUCUGUUGAGGAAGGGCAACUACGCCGAGAGAGUGGGAGCCGGCGCCCCUGUGUAUCUGGCCGCCGUUCUUGAAUACUUGGCCGCCGAAGUCUUGGAGUUGGCAGGCAACGCCGCCCGCGACAACAAAAAGACCAGAAUCAUCCCCCGUCAUCUGCAGCUGGCCAUCCGCAACGACGAGGAAUUGAACAAACUCCUGUCCGGCGUGACCAUCGCCCAGGGUGGUGUCCUGCCCAACAUCCAGGCCGUGCUGCUCCCCAAGAAGACCCAGAAGUCAGCCAGCAAGGCCGUUUUCACGGCCACCCAAAUUUUUCGAAAAGAUGCCUCUAAUACAAGUCAAGAAACGAAACUUGAAUAA
This is a messenger RNA of Saccostrea cuccullata (small rock oyster), 461 nucleotides long. RefSeq names its product histone H2A-like. The transcript has a single exon. Bases 12 to 461 code for a protein of 149 amino acids. Lineage: Eukaryota; Metazoa; Mollusca; Bivalvia; Ostreida; Ostreidae. Gene Ontology annotation, molecular function: DNA binding; protein heterodimerization activity; structural constituent of chromatin. Gene Ontology annotation, biological process: heterochromatin formation. The record is from RefSeq and is a predicted model, not a curated record. Gene Ontology annotation, cellular component: chromatin; nucleosome.